Molecule: messenger RNA, 1692 nt
Organism: Nipponia nippon (crested ibis)
Lineage: Eukaryota; Metazoa; Chordata; Aves; Pelecaniformes; Threskiornithidae
Source: RefSeq, a predicted model, not a curated record
AUGGGGAAGGAGGCGGGGCCAGCCGAGCGGCUGCUGCGGGACGGCCCCAACGAGCUCCGCCCCCCCCGCGGGACCCCCGAGUGCGUCAAGUUUGGGCGACAGUUGGCCGGGGGUCUCCAGUGCCUGAUGUGGGUGGCGGCGGCCAUUUGCCUCAUCGCCUACGGCGUGCAGGAGGGAGAGGGUGACCGCGGCAGCUCCGACAACCUGUACCUCGCCAUCGCCCUCAUCGCCGUCGUCGUCGUCACCGGUUGCUUCGGCUACUACCAGGAGUUCAAGAGCACCAACAUCAUCGCCAGCUUCAAGAACCUCGUCCCUCAGCAAGCCACGGUGAUCCGAGAAGGGGACAAGCUGCAGAUCAACGCCAACGAGCUGGUGGUCGGUGACCUGGUGGAGAUCAAAGGAGGGGACCGAGUUCCUGCAGACAUCCGCAUCAUCUCAGCUCAGGGUUGCAAGGUGGACAACUCAUCCUUGACGGGGGAGUCGGAGCCCCAGACGCGGUCACCCGAGUGCACCCAUGAUUCGCCCUUGGAGACCCGCAACAUCGCCUUCUUCUCCACCAUGUGCCUAGAAGGUGCGUCCCACCCGGACACCGGGGUCCCACCCGGACACCUGGGUCCCCACCUGGACACCUGGGUCCCCUUCCCGGACACCGGGGUCCCACCCGGACGUCUGGGUCCCCACCCGGACACCUGGGUUCCCUUCCCGGCCACCUGGGUGACCCCUAUGGCCCACCGCCCAGGUCAGAGCUUCGACCAAUCGUCCGAGACGUGGACCAUGCUGAGCCGCGUCGUCACCCUCUGCAAUAGGGCCCAGUUCAAGCCGGGACAAGACAACGUCCCCGUGGCCAAGCGCGAGGUCAUCGGCGACGCUUCGGAGACGGCGCUGCUGAAGUUCGCGGAGGUGACGGUGGGGUCGGUGGCGGAGGCGCGCGGACGCUUCCCCAAGGUGGGGGUGGCACAUGCAACACUCCCAUACACAUGGGUCCCGGUGUCCCCGCCGCCGUGUCCCCUCACGUCCCCCCCUUGUCCCUCCCAAGGGUUCUGCGCCCGCUGGCUGCCAGCGGGGACGGUGGCAGCGGGGACGGACCCCGAGGAGCUGCCGGAGGUGGCCGUGGGACUCUGCUUCGCCGGGCUGGUGUCCAUGAUCGAUCCACCCAGGGCCACCGUCCCCCAGGCCGUGCUCAAGUGUCGCACGGCUGGUAUCAGGGUAGGGGACACGGCUGGGGACAUGGGGACAUGGGGAUGGGGGGACACCGAGGACAUGGAGGGACAUGGGGACUGGGAUGGACGCGACGGGGUGACCGACUCCCCGGCGGUAAAGAAGGCCGACAUCGGGGUGGCCAUGGGCAUCGCCGGCUCCGACGCCGCCAAGAACGCGGCCGACAUGAUCCUCCUCGAUGACAACUUCGCCUCCAUCGUCACUGGCGUGGAGCAAGGCCGCUUGAUCUUUGACAACCUGAAGAAGUCCAUCGCCUACACCUUGACCAAGAACAUCCCCGAGUUGACCCCUUACCUCAUCUACAUCACGGCCAGCGUCCCCCUGCCCUUGGGCUGCAUCACCAUCCUCUUCAUCGAGCUCUGCACUGACAUCGUGAGUGCCCGGACGCUUGGGUCCAUCAACCGGUCGUUGAGGUUCCUCACCCAGGAACCAGGGGGCUUCAUAUGGACCUUGGGGGGGUUCUUCACCCGUUGG